Nicotiana tabacum (common tobacco) is the source of this 809-nucleotide messenger RNA. Its product is annotated as small ribosomal subunit protein eS12. Gene Ontology annotation, biological process: translation. NCBI's taxonomy places the organism in Eukaryota, Viridiplantae, Streptophyta, Magnoliopsida, Solanales, Solanaceae. The record is from RefSeq and is a predicted model, not a curated record. Gene Ontology annotation, molecular function: structural constituent of ribosome. Gene Ontology annotation, cellular component: ribosome.
UCUUUCCUAUAGUCUUCUUCCCCUCGUUACCAUUCACCAAUAGCUGCGCUUCACAUCUACAUUCUUUGAGGUUGCAGAUCUUUUGGUAUACCAUAUUGCUCGAAAAAUGUCAGGAGAGGUUGUUGCAGUUGCUGUUGCCGAGACUCCUGCUCCAGCACUUGGAGAGCCCAUGGACAUCAUGACUGCUUUGCAGCUGGUGCUGAGGAAGUCUAAGGCUCAUGGAGGCCUAGCUCGGGGACUUCAUGAAGGUGCAAAGGUGAUUGAGAAGCAUGCUGCACAACUUUGUGUGUUAGCAGAGGACUGUGAUCAGCCAGAUUAUGUCAAAUUGGUCAAAGCACUCUGUGCUGAUCACAAUGUCAGUUUGAUUACGGUGCCGAAUGCAAAAACUCUUGGCGAAUGGGCUGGUUUGUGUAAGAUUGAUUCUGAAGGGAAAGCGAGGAAGGUGGUUGGCUGCGGCUGUGUUGUUGUGAAGGAUUAUGGAGAAGAGACUGAGGGUCUGCAUAUUGUUCAGGAGUACGUGAAGUCCCAUUAAAUUGGUCGGGCAUAUAAAGAUCUCUUGUUAACAGGACCUUUGCUUAUGAAACCCUGUUCCCCUCCAAACCCCUUUCACCCUACCAAAACGAUAUCAGGAAUACACUAGUUGUGUACCUGCACUUGUUUUGAAGUUUUUAAGACUAGGUAGAAACUCUUCAGCUGUUGUAGUGUCCUCCCAGUUUAGUUUUGUUUUCUCAUCUGAAAAUAUAGCAGGUUGAUUAUCUAAUUCUACUAUGGCUAAUUUGCUAUGAAAAGUCAAACCUCUUGUAGGCUAA